AUGGUCAGUCUAACAGCCAAGCUCGGAGGAACAGCUUCACAGAUUACUGUGGGGAAGAUCGGACAUGGCCUGAUGAACAUGACGUGGAAGGAGGUCCCGACGCCCGAUGAAGAAUGCUUUGAAGCCAUCAAGGCCGGUGUCGAUUCGCUCCCGGAAGGAGCGAGAAUGCUUUUGAACAGUGGUGAAUUCUACGGGCCCAACUAUGGCACGGCAAACCUGGAACUCCUAUCAAGGUUCUACGAGAAAUACCCGGACUAUGCCGAUAAAACGUUCUUGUCUGUAAAGGGCGGCAUUCGCCCUGAUAAAUCAGGACUGAAAGGGAGCUUGGAGGCCCUGCGGGCCAGCGUCGACAACAUCAACAAUACCCUCCGAGGCAAGAAGAAGCUUGACCUUUUUGAAAUGGCUCGGGUCGACAAGAAUAUGCCGAUUGAGGAGGCUGUUAAGAACAUGGCCAUCCUGGUCAAGGAGGGCCUGUUUGACCAUAUCGGCAUGUCGGAAUGUAAAGCUGAGACACUGCGGCGGGGCAAUUCCGUCCACCCUAUAACGGCUGUUGAAAUCGAAGUUAGUCCUUGGUCUUACGAAGACGAGACCAAGAAAGUCAUCGCAACCGCUCAAGAACUCAAUAUCACUGUGGCCGCUUACUCGCCCGUGGGAAGGGGAUUUUUGACUGGUCAAAUCAAGAGUCUUGACGAUGUCCCGCAGGGUGACCCGCGGCGGCAUUUGGCUCGAUUCCAGCCUGAGAACUUCCAGCAUAACCUUGCACUCCUGCACGACUGGAUGGCUUAUGCCGAACAGAAGCAACGUGUUCUGGAGAACUUGGCCUCUGUGAAUGUUAAUCUGUCCGAACAGGACAUGGCGGAUAUUGGCAAGAUAAUCACGUCGCACGAAAUCAAAGGUGGAAGAUACCGUGACGGCGAUGAGGAAAUCCAAAACUUGUGGGGGUAA
Messenger RNA from Gloeophyllum trabeum ATCC 11539, 945 nucleotides. RefSeq names its product Aldo/keto reductase. The transcript has 12 exons. Gene Ontology annotation, cellular component: cytoplasm. The coding region runs from base 1 to 945 and encodes 314 amino acids. The record is from RefSeq and is a predicted model, not a curated record. Lineage: Eukaryota; Fungi; Basidiomycota; Agaricomycetes; Gloeophyllales; Gloeophyllaceae.